GCAGGGCGCGCUUUUCCGCCCUCCGACGCGGCGGCGCGUGCCCCCUCGCCCGCGCGGCGCUCCCCGGCGCGGCGCUCCCGGGCGAGGGGGGGGGGGGCCGGGGGGCGGCGGCGGUGGCAGGCGUGCGGCCCGCGGCGGUGCCAUGGAGACGGCGGACGGCGGCCGCCGCGGGACACAAAGGGCGGGACGGCGGCGGCGGCGGCGGGCGGCGCGGCGGGGCCCCAUGACGGCGGCGGCGGGGCCCGGCCCGGUUGGCGGCGGCGGCGCCCCACGGUACAGCCUGCUGGCUGAGAUAGGCCGCGGGGCCUACGGCGUGGUGUACGAGGCGGUGUCGGGCCGCAGCGGCGCCCGGCUGGCGGUGAAACGGAUCCGUUGCGACGCUCCCGAGAACGUGGAGCUGGCGCUGGCCGAGUUCUGGGCCCUGACGAGCCUCCGGCGGCAGCACCCCAACGUGGUGCGCUUCGAGGAGUGUGUUCUGCAGCGGCACGGCCUGGGGCAGCGCAUGAGCCACGGCAACAAGCGCAGCCAGCUCUACCUGCGCCUCGUGGAGACCUCCCUCAAAGGUGAGAGGAUCCUGGGCUAUGCAGAGGAGCCUUGCUACCUGUGGUUUGUCAUGGAGUUCUGUGAAGGGGGAGACCUCAACCAGUACGUGCUCUCACGAAGACCUGACCCGGCCACAAACAAGAGCUUCAUGCUGCAGCUGACCAGUGCCAUUGCCUUCCUGCACAAGAACCAUAUUGUCCACCGGGAUCUGAAACCAGACAACAUCCUGAUCACCGAGAAGUCUGGCACCCCUGUUCUCAAGGUGGCUGACUUCGGGCUCAGUAAGGUCUGCGCUGGCCUGACUGCUCGGGGCAAGGAGGGCGGGCAUGAGAACAAAAAUGUGAAUGUGAACAAGUACUGGCUGUCUUCGGCUUGCGGCUCCGAUUUCUACAUGGCGCCCGAGGUCUGGGAGGGACACUACACCGCCAAGGCUGACAUCUUCGCCCUUGGCAUCAUCAUCUGGGCCAUGAUUGAGAGGAUAACUUUCAUUGAUGCGGAGACCAAGAAGGAGCUGCUGGGGACCUACAUCAAGCAGGGGACCGAGAUUGUGCCUGUUGGGGAAGCGCUGCUAGAAAACCCAAAGAUGGAGCUGCACAUCCCUCAGAAACGCAGGACUUCCAUGUCUGAGGGAAUCAAGCAGCUCUUGAAAGACAUGUUGGCUGCUAACCCGCAGGAUCGACCUGAUGCCUUUGAGCUUGAAACCAGAAUGGACCAGGUUACAUGUGCUGCUUAAAUUCAGGGCAGGGCACAGCUGUGCUUUGCAGCUGGGUCUAUUUACCAGGGACCCAUAAUCUCCAUUAUUUAUGUGCAACGAGGGAAGUCAAAGAUAAGGGAAGAUGAUGAUAUGGAAGAUCCCUGGUCUGCAGGAUCUCUGGCAAUGUGAAAUCUUUGGGUGUUAUUUGGUUUUGUUGGGAAGGGGUGUUCUGGGGAUGCAGGACGGGGCUGUAUGAGCCUGUAGAAGAGCACAAGCUGGCAAUUGUCAUGCUUAUGAAACUUUUAAACAAGAUCCAGAGAGCUUCUAUUGCCCAGCCCUCCCUGUAUCUCCUGUACUGCCAUUUGACUCAGUAGAUGUUUCUAGAGGAGACCUGGUUCCAUAAGGAGGUGGGGAUUGGCAGCCUGGCAGCGAGGUGUGCUGCCAGGCACCAGCUCUUCAGUCCAGCUGGGCACAACUUUGGGUUUAAAGCUGUUGCUUUUGCCUAGGGGAAAUGGGAGCACAGUGAUUGCUAGGUUUGCACUGGCGGUGCAAUGGUUUAGAAAAAGUGAGUCUCUCUCAGACCACGUGUUGCAAGCAGCUAAAUAAUUUCAUGGCCAGGCAGCUUCUGAAUAGGUGGAUGCUGCCCAGGCUGUGGACAGUUGACAUUAGAAUAGAGUAGCAUGAACAAGCUGGAAAGCCAUUUGGUAAGGCAGGUCUGCUGCUGCGACAGGCAGACCUUCGUUCUCCCCAACCUGGAUUUCACUAGCGACACUUGUUACAGACUUUCCCUACAGAGAGCAACAGGCAGCCCCAAAAUACUUUUUUUCAGGUGGACAUUGUCUGCAUAGAAGAGAAACGGAAAGCAGUCCACUGCUCUGUUCCAUGUAAUGCCAGACUUCAGUAGCUGGGAACAAUGCUUGGGAGAAGAGGAGUUUUGGCCGAAACAGCUCAUGGGCUGGAUUCUAACCUCCCGUGAAACACUUCCCUGCUAGAGGGCUAUGUCCUGGAAGCAAAGCCACUGGUUAGGGUUGGUUGCAGUACAGCUCAGGUAAGGAGAUUGGAACCUCAGGCUGAGCAGUUAAUACUGGAUUUCCUUGUUUAUAUAUAGAGCAACACUAAUAUUCAGGGGCUGACCCUGUGGUAACGGUUUUUAGACUUUGCUCACUGUAAAUGCAAAGCACCACCUCUUCUCCACCCUGCAAGUUCUGCACUGACUAAAACAUUUCUCACCAGGCUAAAUCACCCGGGAGCAGUUUGAGGAGUGGGCUGCUCUGACCCAGCAUCACUCACAGCCUGCCCAGGUGCUCAGCCCUUACUGCAGCUGGAGCUGGCCAGGGCCACAGGCAGGAGAGGGUCCCUCCUACCCCCUCGUCCCCAGCUGUGGGAACUGUUCCUUGCCUGUCCUUGUAUCUACUCAGUGUACUUUGCUGACCUCAUGGGAAUAAGUGGAAAUGGAGGAAAUUCAGGUGGGCUAAAGCAGGGAAUGGAGGGAGGGGUUUCUUUUUUUUCCCCUCUUCCUUUGGUUCUAGGACACAAAGUUAAGGCUGUUGCUGCAGGAAGGCCAGGGCCCUCUUACAAGGACGAUGCCAGGAGGCUCCAGACCAUCUGUCUAUGACUUGUGAAGGUUAGGACAUCACAAAUUCAGCGCCAAGCCCCUGUUCCCACGCUGCUCUUCUGUUUGUUCCUGGGGACGCUUCUGUGGGAUGUGGCCGGCCAUAGUCAGACUGUGGCUGUACAGGCUCCUUCCAGGGGUCUGAGCAGUUUGCUCAGCAGGCGCUGUCCUUGGCCCUGGCUGCAGAGCACUCGCGGGGGCUCCGGACGGCACCUUGGCUGCUCUCAUUCCUCUCUGACUAGCAGCAGGUCCCCACAGCGGCUGUGCCAAGAAGCUGCCGGUGGGUUUCUCCCCCAGCUCCCGGGGGGAGGGGCUUGCAGUGAGACAAGAGCUGAACCCUGUAGUUACAGCAUUAGUGCCCUGAUCGUUGGGCCAUCCUUCCUCCACCUGACAGAGCCUUUGCUCCCGACUGUUAUAACUGUAAUAACCUAACCAUGGCUUGAACAGGUGCGGUAAGAGGGCUUUAUCUCCCAGCCCUGCUCACGUGGCUUUGUCUGCUGGAAGGGCCCUUCGCCAGGUGUAACAUCCCAGUUGAAGGGAGCUUCCUAGCAGGAGGUUUCUGUCACCCAUCUCUCUGGGGACAGGGUGAGCCCAGCAGGCAGCUCCUGUUUGGAGAGCAGGCAGGCAGCAUCCAGGCAAGCCCUGGGAGCGUCAGCCCUCUUGGUCCACCACCAUUUCAGGCCAUCUUCAAACCACACGUCUCCACCUCAGCUUUUGCGUUGCAGAUGUGUUUUUAAAGCAGCUUGAUGUUAGUGAGCUAGACCGUAGUGCCUUAUUUAGGAUUUAGCAAACACUCCUGAGGACAAGUCCUAGGGCUGCUAGCCUUUGGCCAAUACGGAUGUUUCCCUGAUUAAUUUACCCUUUUAAGAGCAUUUGUCCCUGACGAUUUUGCUGCUCUUUGUGCUCAACUCCUGAGACUAUACAGGAACCUGCCUUGUGUUUACAGCUCCCAGCAUUCUCUCUUCCCAGUUACUUUGGCCCAGACCAGCACUCCCUCUAGAACAAGGUGGGAACUGGGAACAGCUCAAACCUGCAUGUGCUAUGGGAUGGAGGAUGUUUAGGCUUUUUUUUUCCCAGGUGGGUCUGUCAGGCAGCUCCUGGCCAGCUCUUGCAGGCUGAACUUCUCCCUCUGCUGUAGAUGUUCUUGACAUUAGGAUGUGCUGCUGGGAAAUGUCAAGCUUAAGAAAGCAGCACUGAGACUGCAGCCUAUUGCCCAGCCCAGGGCCAUGCUGUCUCCAUCUCUUCCUGGCUGCAGUGAGGCUGAGCAUCCAGGUGGCGGGAGGGUGCUCUGGUCAGUAUGGGGGGAGCCAAGUACCCUCUCUAAACCCUGCCACCCUCCAGGCUUGUGGGGAACACAGCUGGUGCCCGUACCGGGGAAGCGAUUGUAUGAAACUGUUUACUUCUAUGCUGUUUACAAGAGUGAUAUGGGGUGGGUGGGGGGAACAAGCCAAGCCUCAGGAGGAUUGGGAAACAUGUUAUCUGUACCAGCCUGCAGCAAGGCUGACGCUGCUGGCAUCGUGCGGGUGUCACGGGGAUCUCCCAGCCAGCUUUGGUCCAUGGGGAGGAGAGAGCAGAGAUGGCUCUAGCCUUGAGGGGUUAGAUUAGCUCCCCCUUGUCCCCUUGCUGCUGUGUUUGAGGUUCAGCAGUGCUAGUGACAGAUAAGAGUUACCCCUGUGGUCUUCCUUUACUCCUCAGGACCCAGCUCCUUCACAUAUCAGAGGCUCCCAGAGCCUUUCUGGAGCAAUAAGACUUAAAACAAGCAUUACCAUCAUUGUGGAAAUCCUCCAUUGUGAGCAUUGUGUGUCUCCUCUGUAUGCAGUACUGAGUCUGGAUUUAAGCCUGCCAAGCAUCGUGGGCCAGCUGCGUCAGGGCAUGGACUGGGAUAUGUUUCCCUGUGCUUUCUGCAGGUCAUGAGAGCAGGGAAACACGUUGCUGCUUUCCCUCGUUCCCCCAGGUGUGUGCUGCCCAGGCUUCACACUACAGCUGCCUGAGGUGAGGCAGGCUCCUGCUUCCCUUUUGGUGAUGCUGCUGCAGGACGGGCAUGACGGCUCAGCCGUGUGCCACAGGAGCGUGCUGCCGUGCUUUCCCCUGGCUCCUUGCAGCCUCCCAUCCCACCAGCCAGGCUGCACAGGUCCCAGGCUCAGCAGAGGGGCAGCAUCUGGGAAGCAGAGCCGCUGGCUUCCUCAGCCAUGGGAUGCGAGCGAUGCUCAUGCUGCUGGCUCCCUCGACGAGGCAGUGCUGGGAGCUGUCGCUGGUGGUGGGGUGAGCUGUGCUGGCGGUACCUCUGCUGCUCAGUCAGUUACCGGGCUCAUCCCAGCAUGUGGCCCUUCAGGUCUAAAAGCAUUUCCCACUUCAGAGUGGGUGUCGGGGCAGUGGGCGCAGCUGGAAGGAAAGCACAGAGAGAUGCUCUCCUCCAGCUGUGACCUGACAAAUCCUGCUUCUCUGUUCCUACCCAAGUGCUUUUAUCUCUGAGGGUGAUAUCCAAGCUGCUGGAAGAGUUGGCAGGGGCCACAGGGGAGUGCUUGAUGUCCCUGUUCUGGCACCUGCAGCUGCCCAGCCCACCGUGGGCCUUCAGCUCAUUCAUCCAGCUAAGCACAGCAGCUUUGCAGAGGAGCUGCUGCCCUGCCGUGCUGGGGGGUGCUGAGGCCCCAGUGGUGCUGGGUGAGCCCUGGGACAGGGGCGUACUGGCCCAGUCCUGCUCCAGGCUCCCCCCUCACCCUGCAGCUCCUGUGCUGAGCUAGCAAGAGCAGAAGGCUUAAACCCAGACUCCAAACUAAAGAUAAUGGUACUAGUAAAUGAAUCUGUAUUUUUCUUUUUUUUUUUUUUUUUUUUGCACAGAAGCUGGUAAUCUAGGACCUAUGUGUGAACAACUUUAUAUCUAUUUUUUGUACUUGGUUUACUUGGCUUGGUAUGAGAUGUUCUAUUUAAGUUCUUUGAACACUGUGGAUACCCUGAUGUGUAUGAGUGGCAGAGGCUUUGUAAAUUAAGAAACGAUUGUGUGAAUAAAGCUAUUUGGUGGGGUUGAAAAGCCACACACAACUUGAAACACAA
Falco peregrinus (peregrine falcon) is the source of this 5900-nucleotide messenger RNA. It is a transcript of the gene STK35, whose product is annotated as serine/threonine kinase 35. The transcript has 3 exons. Gene Ontology annotation, molecular function: ATP binding; protein serine/threonine kinase activity. NCBI's taxonomy places the organism in Eukaryota, Metazoa, Chordata, Aves, Falconiformes, Falconidae. The record is from RefSeq and is a predicted model, not a curated record. Bases 143 to 1276 code for a protein of 377 amino acids. Gene Ontology annotation, biological process: positive regulation of autophagy; peptidyl-serine phosphorylation; autophagosome organization. Gene Ontology annotation, cellular component: cytoplasm; autophagosome.